AAAGCGCCCUGAGGUCCAGGCUAAGCCUGGUAUGCGUGGUGGUGAAGUUUGCUGUGCGGGGUUGUUGCGAGGUGCCCAUGCUGGAGCUGUUGUCGGAUGCUGGUGCGAUCUGCCCUUGCUAGCGGGAUGAUGUGCGCUUGCCCGGCCCGUUUUAGUGCAGUGUCGGCAGCGUCUGAGAGUGCGGUGAACAAUGUUCAUUAAGAAACAGCACGUCGACGUCAGGAAGUCGGCGCAAAAGGUGCUCGAACCCAAGCGAGACUCCCUCAGCCGACUCAAACACCUUCGGGUCUACCUAGACAAUGUGGAAACUGCAGAGGCGAAGACGUUCUUUGAGAUCAACUACAGCCACAUAUACUGCAUCUUUCACGAUGUCUUUACCUCAUUGGAGGGGAUGCUUAGACAGAGAGUGCACAAGACUCAAAAGGAAGAGCUGGACAAUGUGAAAUACAUAUUUGAGAGAAUUCUGGUGCUGCUUCCUGAACUGCUGGCUCAGCGAUGGCAGUGGCACAGUGUCCGCAUCAUCCUUCGAAAAUUCCUGCACCCAGGAAACUCCUUGAGGCUGCGCAGGGAGGGCGUGCGUUUCUUCCUGCUAUGGUACCAGAUCCUGGGUGAGGGUGCCCCUGCUGACGUCCACGCCAUGUUUCUGCACCUUGUGCCAGGGCUGCUUCCAGGCUCCCCACCGCCAGUUCCUGCUGGCUCGGGCAGGUUUCCAGAGCCAUUUCAGGACUCCACAUUCUACACGUCAGUGGAAGCCGAUUCUGGCCCUAUUGUUCCUUGCGAUUCGGGACCCCUGAUGCCUCCGCAGAGCGGUGAAGUCCAGCCAGAGAACCCGACUGUAACAUUUCUGGAGUUCCUCAUGGAAUACAUGGUCACGCAGGUGACAAAAAUCCAGUGGUCAGAGGCCCAGGAUGAGAGCCAUCACAGGUGUUUUGAGUUUCUCUUUGAGAAGUUCAAGAAGCACUUUUUGCCGCACAUCUUCCCGGACUUUUGCUACAGCAACAGCAUCUACAAGCCAAACCUGGUGUCUGAAGGUUAUCACUGGGUGUGCACUUCUCUAGAGCUGCCCUCGCUCCGCAAGGACAAGAAGCUCGCCGCUGCUGACGCCAAUGCUGCCGCAGUUGCGCCACAGUGCCGCAGUGUCGUGGUGCAGUGGGUGGUCAGCCACACACAACCGGCGAAGCUACGAAAGGAGGACGUUCCCGCAGCCAGCCGGUCAAGUGACCUGCACCAAGCAAGAAAGCAAGACCAUAAUGAGCCUGGUUUGGAGAAGACAUCUGCACCAUCUGGUAGUUCUGGAAGCACGCCACAGAGCACCCAUGAAAUCCACUCAGUGACCUCUGGGUCGUCCUCAGCACCAUCACUGACGAUCGGCAGCCUCACAGAGCGAGACUCCGAAAGUCAACUUCAGCAGACACAGCAGUCGCCACCGGAAAGUGGCCACCGAAGUCUGCGGCAGAUUCAAGUGGUCCGGAAUGUGCUUUACUCAAAGCGUGAAAAUGUGAACCUGGUCCACGAGGUCCUGCGGCAAGCUUUCCUGGCUCCUUUUUCACAGGCGCACACCACUAAAAGUGUCAUCUGCACCUACAGGGACUGGAUACAGAUGGCGUCCCCGGACAUGCCGCCUUUUCUGGUCGAUUCUGAAGGGAAAGACAACAAGGAGGAAAGUCGCAACGAAGUAUCAGAGAUGAGCCUGAGUGCAAGUGGAGCAACUCCUGCGAAGAAGGAGAAUGUCUUUGCUGGAGUUCAGAACAUGUACCAGGUGUUCAUCACCAAUGCUGCAAAUGUGUUCCUUCUCGAAGUUGGGCCUGACGAAAAGACUUUUCUCGAUGAACAGGUGGAACUGUGCAAGCGAGUCAUGAACAUAUACCGAUACAUGGUCAUGAAAAGGCACAUGGAGAAGGCAACAUGGGAGCAGCUGUUGGUGGUUCUCCUGCGCGUCACCUCGCUUGUGCUCAAGACGACUCCGCCGGCACGCAAGGAAGAUGUCUUGGGAGGCAGGCUGGCCCCUGCGCUCUUCCAGACCCUGAUUGUCACGUGGAUCAAAGCGAACCUCCAUGCCACCAUCUCUCUGGAUCUCUGGGAUGGUUUUCUCGGGGUAUUGUCUUCACUAACACAGUGGGAGGAGCUGAUCCACGAAUGGGCGAAAACGAUGGAGACGCUCACCAGGAUUCUGGCACAGCACGUGUACCGGCUGAACCUCUCAGACCUACCGCUGCAGAGGGAGCAGCAGAACAAGAGGCGGCGAGGACUCAAGCACAACGCAGGCAAUGCGCACGGAGGCGGUGCCACUGCAAGGACGAGAAAUGACGUGGGCAAAGGGGACGACGCGACAAUGGGCGGUGGGACCACAAACGAAGCGACGUCGAUGAUAAGCAGCGCAAAUGGCUCUGUAGCCGGAGGCACGGCCAUACCAUUGCUGCGUGCUUCGCCGACCCUGGCGGAAUCGCGAGAUGGGGGCCGCGAAACGGGCGUGCCGCUGUCGCCUCGACUGCGCACUGCGAGCAUGGGUAGACAACUCAGCAGAAUAGAAGAUGAUGACAGGAAUUCUGACCGAGCUCGAUGCAACAGUGGUGAUAGUUCCUUACCAAGCCACCAUGGUGACCGGGCUUCAGAGAAGCCACCACCUGUUGUACGGUGUUACUCUGAUGGCCACCUUCUUCUGCACAAAGUUGAACGAUUACGGCGCAUGAGAAGAGCACACGCUGCUCCUGCUCAGGACAGGUUUGACAUUACAUCAGUGUCUUCCGACACAAACACUCAGUCGGAUGGCCGGCUGUGCCCACUCGGCCGGAGCAAGUCUGUGGAUUACUUGUCCCUAAGAGUUGAAUCGCCAUGCAUGUCCCAUACGUCAGAGUACCGAAGUCGUUCGCCGUCGCCCACGCCAUCUAGUGGCUUGGAGAGCACUAGCAUCAAGGACUCGCCCAUCCAAAUCGAGGUCAUCGUCACGAGCAGCGAGAACACCUGCAACUCAGCUGAUGUAGGUCCGGGCGCAGACCGACGCAGUGUUCUGGCCGGUGGCAGUGUGAAGGGCUGGUUACCCGAGGUGGCUGUUGUCUUGUGGCGGCGGAUGCUGGGAGCCUUGGGCAAUGUGAACGCGAUUCGCGACCCGGUCAUCCACGCCCAGGUCAUGGAGCACCUCAUCGACCUAUCGGAAACACUCAUUAAGAUGCGUGACAAUCUUGGCAUCACGGAAGACAACAUGACCACUCCUCCUCCUCCAACGCUCAUUCCUCCGCUUCUGCUGAUUGCACCAUGGCUCUUUGAGGCGACAGGUCUUCCCGAGGGCUUUGAGAAGGGAAAGCUGCUGGCGUUGCGGCUUCUGUGUUGGCUGACAGUGAGGCGCCACGACAUUCCCCUCUCCUUCGACUACCUCGCUCGCUUUUACCGGGUGCUUCACGCAGGAUUGUUGGGAGAAGACCAGAAGGUUAUCAAUGCCAUUGUCAAGUACUGCGGGACCAAGUUUUUUGCAAGCAGGCUCCCUGGCCACACUGUGCUCCUGCUCAACUUUAUUCACGGUGCCAGCACGGUCGUCAAUUCCAGUGCUAUCAAAGGGAUGCCACGUGUUGAAGCAGUGACGCUACUGGGCAGCCUCGUGUGCUUCCCGAACGUCUACAGUGAGCUGCAGGUGCUGCAGUGCACACCAUCGGAGCCUCCACAACAGGCAGCAGCUGCAAGCAUAAAGGAACUUAUUGUAGACUUGCUGCUGAAAGCAGGCAAGACAGACCCUGAUGGAAUGGCAAGGUGUACAGCUUUAAGCUCCCUGGGGAUCUUUGCCUACGAGGAACUUGCCCACCAAACAGGCCAUCCCAAGGCUCGGGAAGCCAUCGGAGUCCUGCUUUUGUCCAUAAGGCAUCACAACCACACAAUUGCGCAAGUUGCGGGCGACAUGCUGCGAUUGUUAUGUGACCAUGCGGCCUACCUCACGGGACAGAUGGACCAGGUUGCUGGGAUUGUUGUCGAAGUGGUAGCAUCUACGAUCCACAACCUUCUCCCCAGUGAUGAUUCUGAUGUAAAGGAGGAGAACAAAAAGCUGGUGCUAUCACUUCUCUUCUGCUUGGCUGACUGGUGCAUGAACAUUCCACUACGUGCCCUGACAACACCCCAGGCUGAUGGCUGCUCCCCACUUCUGUCCACUUUAAACGUGUUGGACCACAUCCUGACUGGCAAGAGCCCACUGCUGCGGCCGGACGUCUUGUCCCUGCUGCAAGCACUCUGCCCAAGCAUCGUCCUUGCAGACAUUGAAGCACAGCCGGGUGAAGGCCAAGCCAAGGCGCCUCACUCCAGCACCUUGGCCCACCUGCCUGGGGGUGGAAAGAUCGCUCGUUCCAUUGCAAGUUUUGUGCCGCCGGCUGUGCUUCAAAAUGAUCUUCGGAAGAGUGGCAACGUGAAGCUUGCUGCCAGAAUGGUUUUGAUUCACCUGCUUCAUCAGCUUGGCCACUUCCCAAUGGGACUGGGUGCGGCGCAGCUUACCAGUCUGGUGGCAGAGCAGGAUGAUGUGCCCGCGCUCCGCGACAGUGAGCUGUCCAAGGAGGUCUUCUCAGCACCCAACAUUCAGCUCUUCGUCCUCAACAACAUGGCCAUACUGUCGCUUGUUGAGAUUCCCGCUGAGGAAACUUCUGGAGGUGCUGCAAGUGUGGGCCUCACAACGGGCAAGUCCCAAGUGCGAGCUAUCGUGCGUGACCUGAGUGGGAAAUUUUCUUGGGACUGUCUGACACUGUACGGACCUCAUGGCUGCCGUGCAGGCUCCUAUCCACCUGGACCUGUUCCUGACCCGUGCCUUCACUACACCACUCACCGUGGCCGAAACCUGGACCUUCAGGAGCAGCAACGCUGCCAGGCCGAUGCUGCCACCCGAGAUUCGGGGCGCCGAAGUCCCCUUCAUCGGCCACCCGAUCAACUACCGCUGCUGGAAAAUACGCAGGACAACUAUGACAACCUGGAUGAUCUGCUGCAGUACAUUGGGCACACAAGCCCCGAGUGCGUGCAAUUGCCCUGCCAGCGGCUCAACUCGGCACCCAAGGCCACUGAUGAAUUGGCAGGCAUCCGCGAGGCCGAGACCGUCCACCUGCUGCUCAACCAGCAUUCCCAGGAAGUCCAGCAUACUGCGCAGGCUGCCUACAGCUCAGAGAUGCUGGCAAAGGCUGCUACCCCACCCAAUCCAACCGAGCCACUGUCGCCGUUCCAGUACUCACGGCUGCUUCUGGAAAACUUCAACUUCUUCGCAUGGGAAAAGAGGCCAAAAUUUGACCUUGUCAAGAAGAACGAGAAGCUGCUGCGAGAGCUGCGGAACCUCGACAACCAAAUCUGCCGUGAAACACACAAGAUAGCUGUGAUCUAUGUGGCAGAGGGCCAGGAGGACAAGAACUCUAUAUUCAUGAACAAUACUGGGAGCCGUGCCUUUGAAGAGUUUGUUGCAGGUCUGGGCUGGGAGGUCGAUCUGGAGGCGCACACAGGCUACAAUGGUGGCCUUGAGACCAACAAGAGCACAGGUAGCACUGCCCCGUAUUAUGCCACCUCAUUCAUGGAAGUUCUCUUCCAUGUGUCCACGCGAAUUCCUGCCAUUGAGAAGGACUCCAUUACAAAAAAGCUGCGUCACCUGGGCAAUGAUGAAGUGCACAUUGUGUGGUCUGAGCACACGCGAGAUUAUCGGCGUGGCAUCAUCCCGACGGAGUUCUGUGAUGUGCUCAUUGUAAUCUACCCACUGGGGAACUGGCUCUACCGCGUUCAGAUAAACCCCAAGCCGGAGGUACCAUUCUUCGGCCCCUUGUUUGAUGGUGCCAUUGUGGACCACCUGGUUCUGCCAAGGCUGGUUCGGGCAACAGCCAUCAAUGCUGGCAGGGCUGUCAAUUCGCUCAAACCCAUGUUCCGCACAUACUAUGAGCAGCGAGCGCAGGCACUGGAGACAAUCGUACAGAACUACAAAGAACUCACAACAUUUGAAGAUUUUGCCUCCAAGGUUAUGGCCCCAGCACCUGCCAAAAGCCCCCUUGUGCUCCGUCGAUCGGCUGGCCCGUCCGGAUCAGAGGGAGGCUCGCCUCAGCUGGGGUCAACGCUGGCUGCUGCGCUGCUGGACAGCGACUCACCGUCAAUGCAGCACCACCACCCACGCCCCCGGCCAGCCACUGUGUCCAGUUCGGCCGGCGAGCAGGGUUCGUUCUCCUUCAGAGAGCACCACGCCAUUCCAGCUUCACAGAGCCACAGUUCAUCACCUGUGCCCAACUGAUGCGGGUCCCAGCCAUUGUUUUGCUUUGUUUUCUGCCGGGUUUUCGAUUAUUUUGGCUUCUCUCGACCAGCUCUUUUCUGUUACUGUUAUUGCUAUUAUAUGUUUUAUAUAUAUAAUAUAUAUAUACAUAUGACGCAAGUGACCUGCUGUUCUGAUGUGCACCUCUGGAUUUGCUACAGGACACAAUGUUUGUGCCAUCGGCAGCCAUGUGCUUUUGUUACUAUCUCAUGAGGAAUGUGUGCUGCACCUUGACAUUUGUGAAAGGGAGGCAGGUUGUGUUAAAACUCUAUUCACAAUUGUGGCAGAGGGCAUGAAAGAGCCAAUGGUGAAUGGGCUUGCCAUAGCUUGUGUGAUGAUUUCGUUAGCCUUGCGGCACACAUUAACGCUCUUGCUGUGUCAAGAAAAUGCAUCGCUCAUGUAUUUGACCUGGCUAUUUGGGCUCUCUGCUACCAGAAGUACUGUCUAGCGCUUUUUUUAAUGGCCUUUGUUUAGUUAUUUUUUCAUUUCACUGUAGAGAUGAGGUUAUGGCAACCUUGCACUUUUGUUCGGAGGUGUCAAACAAGUGUACUUGGUGAAGUUGUCCAGCCGUAGUUAGUGGUGUGUGUCAGGCACAAGAAGUACUACAAGGUGUUACAAAGCACCAACACUUUUCAGUAAUCGUACCGCUUGCUGGAUCAGGAAUGUCAAGCUGUUAUUGCAGCGCACUUGUACUAUGCUCCACUUUACAGUGGCCAGCUGGUACAAUGCAAAGGCAGUGAAAGUUUCAAAUGUCUUCCAUAGUCAAAGUGCUAACUUUAAUUAGUGUGCUUUAAAUAUGCAUUGUAGAGCAGAAAUAUCUGACUUGGACUGUCACAUGAUUGCACAGCUCUGCAAGUGUGUGCUUGUGACCUUAAAAAUCUUUUCAGGUCUGUGCAAAGUUGUUAAGUGCACUUUCUCAAGUGCAUCUGCUUACAUGCAGAAAUUUAUAUGUCAGUGCUAUCGCUAACAGACUGAAGCCUUUGUGAGCUAAUGAGCACCAGGCAUGUAUAGAAAAAAAUUCAACAUUUUCUUUUACUACAUAGGGUUAUUCUUUCUAGGUAAAGCUUUGUGGAAGUGCUUGCUAAUGAGGUAGCAGAACCUCGUUCAUACGUCUUGGGGGAAGAAUGCUGGAAAAACAUACUAAGUGGGAAAACGUACGAUCCGAAGUCACUAAAAAAUUUUGCAAACUGAACUGUAGUUGGCAUUUACAUAAUGCUAAGUGCUGCGUAAAAUGUUGCAGCACAAGACGCCAGUGUGCGCCGAUCUGGUGGGGAUCGAGCGACCCAUGAUGUGCGUUGUUGUUUUUGUGGCUUCGGCAAGCUUACGUUCGUGCUCCUCGAAUUCGGCCUGGAAUCGGGAGCUUCUUCGGGUAGAGCAUUUUGGCAGGAAGUUUUGACGUGCCCACUCAGUGAGAAUCAAAUCGUUAAGGCACGAGACGCUGACGCGCGUCAAGCUCACGGGGCCCGAGCGACCCGAGGUGCACGUUGUUGUUUUAAAACGGCGAUGAAACACCGAAACAAAAUCAAGCUGGUAAGCAACACUGUAAUACAAAUGCACGAUGCCACCAGAAAAGCAAAGCAUGAUGCUCACUUCAUGCCGCCUGCAGCAGGAAACACGGUGCAUUCGAGCUAUUGCCUAUUAAAUGUGUGCGGUUCGCUUCCUACGCCACACGCGCUAUAAAACAGAUAGAUGAAUAUGCUUAUCGCAGUGGGUUGCCGGCGAUAGCUCUGAAUGGCAACGUGCAAUGAUCCAUGAAGAGAUUUGCUGGUAUUGGAAUAGGAAACCGAGUGUGUGGUGGCAUUCUCGUGUGACAUGGGUGGGUACUGCAGGAAAGCUGCCGUUGAGGGUGCCUACUGCUCGAUCGCACGUGUGCCUCGCAUCUUUUGUUUGCAUGGGAUCUAGUGGGCGUAAAAAGUAUUAUACGAUCGCAGUUUAGCGAGAUACUGAAUGUCGGUGCCGAAAGAUUGUGUUUUACGAGAAGGUAUUGACCGGUAAAAAAGAAGCUUAACUGUAUUGGGUCACUUUUGUGUUGUCGAUCGUGAACGUUGGUGUUGGGAAAUCGUAUGAAAUGGGAUCGUAUCAAUGAGGUUCUGCUGUUGUUUAUUAGGUGUAGUGAUGAACUGAGCAUCAAGCACCAGUACAAUGAAGGCGGCCAAUGUUACUAGCUUGUGUGUUCCUCUAAUUUUGCUACAAAUUUGCUUUAUGCUUUUUUUUUUUUUUCUACAGAAGUGAUAUUGAGGGUGUACUAGUGCACUAUUGCUGCCUUGACAAAAGCAUUAGUAUGUUAGCGGGGAUGCAAUGAAAUUUGUAUUGAAUUCACUUCUAUUGUUGUAGACUUUGCCCCCUAAAUAUUGUGCUUGCACUUGACCAUAUGCAAUCACCUUUGCGUUCUGAAUGAACAUAUGAGAGAAAGAAAUUGGUAACUUUAGUUUUCAGAUCAGUAUUAUACAAGAAGUGUUAGCAAGAAGUUACUUAUUCCAUUACUGUUCACUUUGGCUUGGCUCCAAAGUGAAGUAGUUGAGUCAUUUGGGUAAAAAGUUGCAGCGAGUGCUUUUCUGUGAACGCUUCCCCUAUGAAAAUAGCGCUGCACUUAUUUGUGCAUUCGUUCAUGGAUUGCUAGGUUUUGUUACAUUAGUUUGUUUCAGUGUGUCAUACUGUGUGGCUGAGAUUUGAGGUGGUGGUUCUGCAGAUAGCGUCCUAGGAAGCAUGGUGUAGCAUUCACAUUUUGAUGGGCAGCACUCUGACACGUUUUGGAUUUUAGUAGUGCUGUGUAAAUAGGCUCACAUAUUGAUAGGUGUUUGUGCACAUGGUUUUGCAUGGUAUGUAAGUGCAACUCUUACUCUAGAUGAAACAGGGGCCAAGCUUACACACACACACAGACACAACAAAUGUACACACACUUUGCUCACACACAACAGCACCUUGGAACACUUGCCAGCAGCGUCUUGCCACCUAUUUUUCAUUCAAGGGUAUAGGAUGACAAACUGUAUGCUGUUAAAGCUUGUGUCACUGUUUGAACGGAACUAUGCUUGCAUUGCACAGAUGGUGGAAAUUGUAUGCAAGCGUUUCCUAUCAUGCCCUCAAUCACUGUACUUAACUAAUGUCGUGUCACAACUCACUCGAGACGAAUGCUUCAUUGAUAGUCGGAAGUUGGCACUGUGUCCUUGUACAUAAUGUAAAUGCACAUUUUACAGUCGCUGUAAUGUUCCCCAGUUUCUCCGUAUUGCACACAGAGUGGCUGAACUGUGACAUGAGUACAUUAAACGUCGUCCUCAAUCUUGCGUUCCUACGUCUGGCCGAGUUUCAAGAAGCUCAUUGCUUCAGAACAAGGAAUCCGAUGGAGAUUGAAGCCACAAGAGGUGUUUUUUUGUUUUGUUUCCGUCUUGCCAUUGCAAGUCUGUUUGCCAGCAUCUCCGCUGUUGAGACAUAGCAUACAAUGUAACAAGGUGCUGUUUUAGUUACAAAUGUACAUAACUCUCUGUGGGUUUCAGCAGUGAGAACAUCGAGAUGAGGUGACUUUUACCAAAUAUAACGACUUGUGGGGGCUGAGGCUUUGUGUUGAAUGGAAGUAACUAUGGCAAUCUCCUGCACAAUAUUUGGGUGUUCAUUUUAUCGACUGUGGCCUUGUGAGGUAAGAGUGAAAAGGCAUCGAAUGCAAUUUGCAACUGAUACAGGCAACUCUUUGAAGCUCUCUACUCGUGCUGUAUGCAAAGAAAUGUGUAUGUUGCUUGCACUGUUCAAAGCUAAAGUUCGCAGCCAUUUUCAUUCCUUGAGUUCCAAUGUGUAGAAUUGAUUCUCAUGCUUAGAAUACAGGGCUGGUAGCACCGUAUUGUAAAUGUGAGAAAUUAAUGGUUCCAAAUUCAACAGCAAAGAUCAAACAGUUUCUAUAGGUUCAGGAGCAGAGCUCCCUAGGCCCUGCUGGCAAGCACAGUGCACAACCUGCACAGUGUUUUAUCGUUGUUCCACCCGUUGAUAUUGUGAUCAAUUGCAACAGCUUAUUUUGUUAGAUUGGGAAGCUUAUCACACUAUGCCACUUUGCUUGUAGCUGAAGAUCUGUAGAACUUUAUUGUGUGUUGCUUUUCAAAGUUCGAACAUUGCACCACCUUAGAGAAGUAGCAACUGUGCCAUCGAAUGAAGACUAUUUUUUUCUAGCCCUUUGGCUGCGAGAAAGAAAUUGGGAUUGUAUUUCUUGGUGUUUAAGAAUGGAGGUAGAAAGAGAGAUGGACAGCAUAUGCAUAAAAUCAAGAUUGUAUAUAAAAUAUGUGCAUGCAUGGCUUGCCCAUUUUGUCUCUGCCAUUUCACGAGGCUUGUUUUAUAACUUAUCGGGGUGGCUUGCACUACGGUGUUAAUAUGUCGUGGAUUAAAGUGAAAAAUAAAAGGAAAUUAACAAGUGCUUUCAAAGCAA
This is a messenger RNA of Dermacentor silvarum, 10646 nucleotides long. RefSeq names its product probable Rho GTPase-activating protein CG5521. Gene Ontology annotation, biological process: regulation of small GTPase mediated signal transduction; positive regulation of GTPase activity. Gene Ontology annotation, molecular function: GTPase activator activity. NCBI's taxonomy places the organism in Eukaryota, Metazoa, Arthropoda, Arachnida, Ixodida, Ixodidae. Gene Ontology annotation, cellular component: cytoplasm; nucleus. The coding region runs from base 191 to 6223 and encodes 2010 amino acids. The record is from RefSeq and is a predicted model, not a curated record. The transcript is spliced from 44 exons.